AGGAAAAAUUGGAUUUAUUCGCGAACAAAUAUCUCGAACUAGUCAGAGACUACUCGUUUAGUCGAUUAGAUUAUCUAAAGGUCAUUCGCGGAAUGUAUACAUUUUUCUAACAUAGAUAAUGACAAUUUAAAAAUAAUGGAAGUCUAAUAGGAAGGUCUCGUGCAUUAGUUCGUGUUAGAAAUCGUAGAAUAUAAUGUUUCUUGAUGGUUUGAAAUAUUGAUGUCAUAUAAAGGACAAGGUCGAUAAAACGCUUUAUUCACGCGUCGUUCUACGAUCGAUUCUAUUGUUUGCAUUGCGUGUAUUUAUAUUAUUCGUCUUAAUUGAAAUUAUGUAUCCGAGAAUGAUUUAGCACGAUCGCAAUUCGAUGUUUAUAUAUCUUAUUCUACGUAAUGGUGCAAUUGAAAAUAUUAGAUCACCUCGUUCACGAUCCAUUCCGGUUUCUCGAAUCUUCCAAGUAUGUACGUAUACUUAGAGACAAACGUAUCUACGUCUUCGGUUCAGAGCAUUUUAUGCGCACGACCAACUAUGCAUGGGAUGAUGAUGCUCUUGGAGCCUUUUAAUAAUCGCAUACCAGACAGUGCAGUAAGGACGGCUUAUAGUGCUUCGUCGAACUUUUCAAAUGCUCAAAUGCUUCAUAUCGAAUAGCAUUGUGAUUGAUGAUGAUGAAUGUCGAUUAUAUAUAUAUAUAUAUUUUUCCCCUAUAAAAAAAAGCUAUUCGAUAAAUAGAAAAUAUAACUACGGUACUGUUAUAUGUAUAGAUCGAUAUGUUUUAAUAGAUUGUUUCUAAACAAUACCUAUUCAUUCAUUCAUUCAUUUGAAUUAACAAUGGAGUUGUGUACUUUAAAGAAGAAGAGAACAUUUUAUUUUAUAAUCGAGUCAUGCAACAAGUUCGACUUCGAUGAAAGUAAGGUCGAUUGUUGCCCGUACGUUCUAGAUAAAAGAAUGUAAACCAUGUUAAUAUGAGUUGCAAUUGUUAGAACCGUAAUAUUUAUCUAAAGUUAUUCCAAACGUUACUAUUAUCGAAAGUUAAUUAUUCUUUUAAAAAUAUGAAAAAAACAGUCAAAGAGAGAAGAGAGAAAAGAGUGAAAAGGAGAACAAAAGAUAAUGUUCGUCGAAUCUGACUAAGGUCUAACGAUAAAACGAGAUAUAAGACAUUUUAAAGUCGAAUUGCCAUUGGAUGAUUUUGGGUAUAUCUGGUAAUACUGGAUUGACCGGUUAUGUUAAAGUAACCACGCAUGACUAUCUUUCGCUCAUAUAAAAUGCUACUUCCAGUGGCAAUUUUUCACUUAUCGCCGAACAGUUUUCGUCGCGAUCUACAAGGUGUAAUUUAUCGAAGAAAAUAAAAUGCAAAUUAUUAGAAUUAUUAAUUAGGAUGAUAAUAAGGAAGUGAUUUAAGUGGUUUAACUUAAAGUGGUUACAUAUUAACAUGUGAAACAUUUGUUUCUCAAAAGAGAACGGAUAAGAAGAACGGAUAGAAAAUGAGUAGAUCGUUCGAAGGAAAAGAUAGAUUUCGAUUAAAAUAUUAUCGUCUACAGGAACGUUGCUAUUUUUAUUUUAGGAUCGUGAGGAACGAGGGUAUCCAGCAAUAGUCUUUACAUUCAACCGUGCAUCAUAAUAUCGCAGAGACACUUCAGAAGUCUCCGUUCUAUACGUUUAUUCGCUUCAUCGAUCUCCUCCUUUCUUGUCUCCUUCGUGUUCCUUCUUUUUAUCUAUGAAAAUUGGUCAGUUCGAACGUUACAUAAGAUUGCUUCAUAUUUCUUGGCACGUUGUUUAAGCGUGUUGAAUUUAAUAUUUAUUUAAGAUUAAUGAGUUUCCAUAUAAUCUUUUUAUUAAUUAACUUGCACGAGAGUCAAGAAAAUUAGAAACAAAUAUUUCUAUAUACAACGAGCAAUUGAUCAAAUAUUUAUUAAAAUAUGAAGAGAGACCAGACAUAAAUUCACGAUCGAAAGGUGUGACUUCGUCGAUGUUGAAAGGUCAAAUCGAUCAAUGUCGUCGUAAUCUCAUGCGAUCGAAUCGUAUUAGAAGCUUAGGAAAUAGAAUAAACCGAUUACGAUCUAAACCGCAGUACUGACAUUCAUUUUUUUACGGCCAUCCCAUUCGUUUCGAACGCCGAGAGAAAGAAUGCAAAAUAAUUGCGAUGACGAUGAUAACGACGUCGUCUACAAGGACAUAGUCAUCGUAGGAAAUGGACCAAGCGGUAUUUCUUUGUCGUACAUGCUCGCUGGUAAUUGGCCUUAUUAUACCGGCGAGCCUCAUCCAGUUGAUGAUAUGCUGACGGCGCGUCUCCAUUUUACAACGAAACCGUUUACCAACGAUGAAGAUGUUGAUGAGAGUGACGAGACGACGCGGAAUAAGUUAGAUGAAGAUACGUGCUCUCGACGGCAAUGUAACGUUGCUAACGACGGUUUAACACGAAGUAGAGACUUAGCUCACAGUUCACGAUGGAAAUUGGAAACGUUGUCGUCCGGUCUCGAGGGCAGGAGCGGUGGUCGACCUUUGUCUUUACUUAUGGACCAACUGCAGAAUCCAUGCGUCGAUGCCGGUCUCGAUGUGCCUUCGCUUUUGCAUUGGAAGUCUAAAGAUCAACUUUCGGAGCACAAGAUCAUCGAUCACGUAGUUCUUGGUAAAGGUCAGCCUGGUGGAGCUUGGCAGGUAUUUAAAAAUUCCAUGGAUCCGAACGUGUUAACGAUCAGCUUAAGUCGAUGGAUGUCGUUACCUGGAUUAGAUUUAAGGCAAUGGGAAAAAUUGGUAGAGACUGAACAAGUACAAAAAUCAACGUUGGCAAACGGUGAUCCGUGUUCUCACUCUCCAAGAGAGAAAAUAAGUGCAUGUAAACCUGCCAGCCGUGUACCAGUAGGUACCGUUGCUGCUUAUUACAGAGAUUACGUUAACGAACAAGGGUUAGACAAAUAUUUCCGAUGUGGGACCACUGUGACUUCGGUACGACCGAUCGAUAUUGGUGCCAACAAAGAUUUUGAAUGGAUCGUUGAAGGGUAUGAGAAUAAGACUGGUAAACGCUUUGAAUAUAGAUGUCGAAGGGUAGUUCUUGCCACUGGUACUACAGAUUUAUCCAAUCAUUUGGGAAUACCUGGAGAAAGAUCGCAAUCCUCCUGGGUGAUUCAUGAUCUUAAUGAUCUAGAAUCACGGCUAGAUCAAUUUCUAAGCGAAUACGGAGAGGUCGCAUUAGACGGAUUAUUGGAUCCUGUACUAGUGAUAGGUGCUGGAUUAAGUGCAGCCGAUGCUAUUAUGGCUGCACGAUUUCGAGGGAUUCCAGUGUUACAUGUAUUCCGUGAUGCAUCUAAUGAUUGGAACAAAGAAUCGAGCGAUAAAAUAAAAACAAAUACCUUCGAUAAAUUACAGUGGCUUCCAAGUUCUGUUUAUCCGGAAUAUCACAAAGUUUAUGAGAUGAUGGCAGAUGGCGGUACGAAUUAUCCUCUUUACAAAUCAUUGCCGGGAUAUACUCUCGUGGAUCUUAAUAUUAACAAUGAUGACCGUAAUAGCAAUCAACGUAAUAAGCAUACAGUUACUCUUUGUACCCCUAAUGGACAAUUGAAAAAAUUCCGAGUUUCCAUAGUAGCGAUACUCAUAGGGUACAAGCCAGAUUUAUCGUAUCUGCAAAACAACGGUAUAGGAUUUGGAAAAAUAUCGGAUAAAUCUAUCGACUGUAAAUCAAAUCCGAUCGAAGUCGACGAUAUUACGUAUGAAGUUUUGCAAGCACCUAAAAAGGGACUUUAUGCCUUGGGGCCUUUAGUGGGUGAUAAUUUUGUUCGUUUCAUUUUGGGCGGUGCAUUUGGUAUUCUUGCACAUAUUCUAAGUACUUCUAUGUGAGAUACAAGUCUAAUAUCUUUUUUUCUUAUCCAUCAUCAACUUAACGAAAUGUACUUAUUUAAUUUUUCGCUAGAAUUCUACCACUGUUUCUUUUAUCGAAUAACUGCAUUUACAUAAUACGAUUCUUCACGAAUUUGUAUAUAUUUAAAAAUUUAUUUUUAUAUUUAGACUAUGCAACACAUAUACGAGUUCUACGAACAUUUGCUAAUUUUAAGACACUUAUUGUCAUGAAAAUUAUUCAUGAUAAUAACAAAGAAAACAUAAAUGCGCUGCAAUACUAACAUUUUUGUACGAACUGAUGCAUGUAAUAUAUGCGUACGUAUUUUGCAAUUUAUAUGUGAACAAAAUAUAUGUAUAUAAAGGUUAAAAAAUAGAUCUCUACCAGCUUUGUUAAGGGGUUAUCAAUCAAAUGUAAAAUAUUACAAAUAUGGAGAGAUAAAAAUAUUAAUGAAAUUUUAGAUAUGGAGCAUAUAAAUAAUUUCUAUGUAUGAAAUGCACUUGAGAUAUACAUUUAAACACAUUCGCUGUAUAUAUUAAUGUAGUGUAUGUAUGUAUUAUAUGCACUGUGUGGUUGUGUACAUUGAUUUUGUAUAAUUGUAUACGUAGUGUUGUUGUAUAAAUGUAGAUAGCAUUCUACAAGUAAAUAACGUUUAAUGCCAAGAUAACUAUGCAAAUGUUCUUGCGGAUUUUGUACCAGUAGUUUACUUUUUUGGUCAGACAAUCUAUAUUCCCUUUUUGGGUAAACAUUUUUUCUCAAAUUAUCCUAUGCCAUUGUAACGAGACGUGUUAUAAAUAUAUUACGUGUAUGAGAGAAAUUAGCAAUAAAAUUUUUUAAUUUAGUUUUAUAUCAAGAAAGAAACCUAUUAUAUUUGGAUCAGUUUAUGAUUUGGAUCAUUGCGUUUGAUUUUUUUAACAAAUUGUAAUUAAAAGACAGGGCUGCAUGAAAUAGUCAAUUUAUUCAUACUUUAUGAUAAUAAACAAUUUAUACGAUAAUUUAACGAAAUAUUUUUCGUCAUAUAUUGUAAUAUCAACAUUUUUGUCUAUAAAUACAUACAAUAUAUACAUAUUCCGGCAUACAUUUAUAUGAGAAUAUUUAGAACUUCUUCGAGUGAACUUUGUGAAAUAUAUAACAGAAAUGUAUAUGAGUUUUUUCGUUAUUAAUAUUAGUAAAGUUCCUAUUAAGAAUAUACAAUAUAAAUACUUGCAAUCAAAUUUAUCGACAUAUUAAUUAAAAAUGCAUUUUAUAAUUAAAUAAUGGGCAAAUACAUGGUAAUAUUAUUUCUUUAAACAUCUUUGAUAAGAAUACUUGUACAACAUAUGUAAUGUACAUACAAUAUACAUACAAUAAAUAAAUAUUUAUUAUAUUUUUUAAUUGUAUACUUUAUGGAAUGACAGUAACAUAGUAAAAUUAUUUAAAUGUUCAAGAUAAAAAUAUAAUUAUAUAUAGGAUUGAAAUAGUAUAAUCCCAGAACAUUACUUCUAGUUUUGUUAUACAUAUAAAAUUUGUCAUUCUCAUACAUUUCUGACAUUAAUGUAUUGAAUUAAAAUAUAUAGAUGUAAUGUGAAAUACAUUAAUAUUCUUUUUAAAGGCCAUUGUAAGCAUUAUCAUCAAUAUUCACAGUUUGCAUUAUUUCUCAGUGAUUCAUUAUUUUUUAAUAACUGUUAUAUGUAGGUGUAUAUAUAUUGUGUUAAAAAAUAUUCUUUCAAUUCUAUGGAGGAUAUUUUUUUUUAUGAAUAUGUAUCGUUUUAACUAUUUUUACAUGUUUCUUACAUAUAAGCACUUAAAUUGGAAAACAUAUUAAUAAAUAACAAUGACUUAUUGAAGACUAAUGAUGAUCCAUAUGUAUGUGAACACUGUACUUUAUGUCUUUAAUAGGAGAAAUAAGAAACAAAGUAAAAUAAUAACAGCUGCUAAAACUACUAUGCAAUAAAGUUUUCUAUUAGCUCUUUGAUAGGAA
This is a messenger RNA of Vespula vulgaris, 5786 nucleotides long. Its product is annotated as oxidative stress-induced growth inhibitor 1-like. The transcript is spliced from 7 exons. NCBI's taxonomy places the organism in Eukaryota, Metazoa, Arthropoda, Insecta, Hymenoptera, Vespidae. Bases 2122 to 3828 code for a protein of 568 amino acids. The record is from RefSeq and is a predicted model, not a curated record.